UAAGCGAUUCAAGCAGCAGUCUAAGUUCAGCAUUUGCCGCAACGUGUUCAUAGCGCGUCCCAAAGUCGAGAGCAGAGAGUUCGAACAUCAGAAAAAUGGCAAAGGAUAACUUAACUGCAGUUUUAUAUGGCAUUGAAGAUCUGCGAUUGGAGCAACGUCCUGUACCGGUAAUUGCUGAUGAUGAGGUCCUUCUUGCGAUGGAUUCCGUCGGAAUUUGCGGCUCUGAUGUGCACUAUUUGGAAAAGGGGGGUAUUGGCGAUUUUAUUUUGACGAAACCCAUGAUCAUUGGCCAUGAAGCGGCCGGUGUGGUGGCCAAGGUUGGAAAAAAUGUGAAAAACCUAGUCGUUGGCGAUCGCGUCGCCAUCGAGCCGGGUGUGCCAUGCCGCAUCUGUGAUCAUUGCAAGCAGGGUCAGUACAACCUUUGUGCAGAUAUGGUCUUUUGCGCCACGCCACCCUAUGAUGGAAAUCUUACGCGCUACUUUAAACAUGCGGCCGAUUUUUGCUACAAGUUACCGAAUCAUGUUACCAUGGAGGAGGGUGCGCUGCUGGAGCCCCUGUCUGUGGGAGUGCACGCCUGCCGAAGGGCCGGCGUUGGCUUAGGUUCUAAAGUACUUAUUCUGGGAGCAGGACCAAUUGGCUUGGUCACACUUCUUGUUGCUCAAUCCAUGGGAGCUUCAACAAUUUUGGUAGCAGACCUGACCCAACAACGUUUGGAUGUGGCAAAGGAACUAGGUGCCACCCAUACGCUAUUGCUGACGACACAAAUGAGUGCAGAGCAAGUGAGAGACCGUGUGCGUCAGAUAAUAGGAGAAGCGGACAAGUGCAUUGAGUGUUGUGGUGCUGAGUCUACCACCAAGGCGGGUAUCUUGGCUACUCGAUCCGGAGGUGUUGUCGUCGUUGUGGGUAUGGGAGCCCCUGAGGUCAAAUUACCCUUGAUUAAUGCUUUAUCACGAGAAGUCGAUAUACGAGGCGUAUUUAGAUACUGUAACGAUUACCCCGCCGCCUUGGCACUUGUCGCAUCGGGAAAGGUGAAUGUGAAACGUUUGGUGACCCAUCACUUUGAUAUAACCGAAACAGCUAAAGCUUUUGAUACCGCACGAAGCAGAGCUAGCGGAGCCAUAAAAGUCAUGAUUCACGUGCAACCCAAAGAUGCCAACAACCCUGUUAAGUUUUAAGUAUUUCGAUUUAGAAACAUUUAGAAACCGUUUUGUAUACUCUCAAAAAGAUUUGACGCAAAAUUGUAUUCGGCAUGUAUAAAAAUUAAACACAUAUUUCUUUCGGCCUAA
This is a messenger RNA of Scaptodrosophila lebanonensis, 1286 nucleotides long. RefSeq names its product sorbitol dehydrogenase (gene Sodh1). Gene Ontology annotation, molecular function: L-iditol 2-dehydrogenase (NAD+) activity; zinc ion binding. Gene Ontology annotation, biological process: D-sorbitol catabolic process. The record is from RefSeq and is a predicted model, not a curated record. Bases 96 to 1175 code for a protein of 359 amino acids. The transcript is spliced from 6 exons. Lineage: Eukaryota; Metazoa; Arthropoda; Insecta; Diptera; Drosophilidae.